AUGAUAACUGGUGAUGCGAAUGAUGAUAAAGAAGAAUUCUGGAUAUCAAUUUUUGACAAUGAUUAUGAUGAAAGUAAUUUAUCAAGUUCAGAAUCAACUAAUAAUAAUAAUGAAUCAGUAGUUAAUGAAAAAUAUAUGGUAAAAGAUCAGAAGGCUAAGUGGCCAUUGAAUAGUUUAUUUUUAUCUGAUUUGAAAGCACUAUUUUUUGCAAAUAGUUAG
Dentiscutata erythropus is the source of this 219-nucleotide messenger RNA. The record is from the annotation of a GenBank genome assembly. NCBI's taxonomy places the organism in Eukaryota, Fungi, Glomeromycota, Glomeromycetes, Diversisporales, Gigasporaceae.